Arabidopsis arenosa is the source of this 3769-nucleotide messenger RNA. NCBI's taxonomy places the organism in Eukaryota, Viridiplantae, Streptophyta, Magnoliopsida, Brassicales, Brassicaceae. The record is from the annotation of a GenBank genome assembly.
GAGAAACCAAAAACAAACUUGAUCUGAGAAUCCUCAUCACCACUUUCAGAUCCAUGAAAACGGAUUUGAAAAUCCACAAUCAGUGAAAUCGAAGAUCUAGUUAUGGAUUUCUUAGAGCUAGAAGCGAUCGAAGGUUUAAGAUGGUCAUGGAACUCAUGGCCAACUACAAAAUCCGAUUGCGAAUCUCUCGUUGUUCCAUUAAGUAUCAUGUAUACUCCAUUGAUGCAAUUCUCUGAGCUUCCAACGAUUCCUUAUGAUCCACUGAUUUGUUCUCGUUGUGGAGCUGUGUUAAACCCUUACGCUCGUGUUGAUUAUCAAUCUCGAAUAUGGUCUUGUCCCUUUUGCUUUCACAAAAACCUUUUCCCUCGUUCUUAUUCUGGAAUCACUGAAACUAAUCUCCCGGCGGAGCUUUUUCCGACUUAUAGCGCUGUUGAAUACUCUCCGCCACAGUUGCGUAAAUCGGGUUCGGCUACUACGACUCCGACUGCUGCUGGGGGUUGGAGUAAUGGGUUUAACCAAGGGAUUAGAUCAAUGUCUUCGAAUUCGUCAUUUUCGUCUCUUGCUUCUACUGUUGGAGGUGGUGGUGGUGGUGUGAUUAGUGAGCUUGGACCUGCGUUUGUGUUUGUUGUUGAUGCAUCUAUGGUAGAGGAUGAGUUAAGAGCUGUGAGAAGUGAGCUUUUGUUUGUUAUUGAGCAGUUGCCUGAGAAUUGUUUGGUGGCUUUGAUUACUUUUGAUUCUAUGGUUAGGGUUUAUGAUUUGGGUUUCUCUGAAUGCUCUAAAGUUGUUGUCUUUCAUGGUGAGCGUGAUCUUUCUCCAGACCAGAUACAACAAUUUCUGGGACUUGGAUAUUCGAAGAAGGUUCAUCAUGGAAAGAUGUCAGGGAUUCGGAAGCAAAGUUUCUUACUUCCGUUGGCGGAAUGUGAGUUUAACUUAACAUGUGCGUUUGAAGAAAUUGUUCCCUUGGUUGAUGUUAAACCAGGUCAUCGGCCUCAUAGGUCAACCGGUGCUGCGAUCUCAACAGCAUUGGGACUGCUCGAGGGAUGUUCUAUAACAACAGGUUCUCGGAUUAUGGUUUUCACAUCAGGACCUGCUACCAGAGGCCCUGGGAUCAUCGUGGACUCUGAUUUAAGUAAUCCGAUCAGAACUCACAGAGAUAUUAUCACUGGUCAAGUGUCUUAUUACGAUAAAUCUUGCGGGUUUUACAAGAAACUAGCAAAGAGGCUCUGCGAUUCCUCCAUUGUUCUCGAUGUGUUUGCUUGCUCUCUUGACCAAGUUGGAGCAGCAGAACUGAGGUACGCAGUGGAAAUGUCUGGUGGAUUUCUCUUACUGGGAGAGACAUUUGAAUCCGAGCAAUUCAAAAAAUGUCUCAGACAUAUAUUCAGCCGUGAUGCAGAUGGGAACUUGAAUAUGUACUUUGAUGUCUCUUUAGAAGUUGUGACGACCAAGGAUAUGAGAAUCUGUGGUGCUCUCGGUCCGGUUGUGUCGCUAAGACAGAAGAACGAUAUAGUGAGUGAAACAGAGAUCGGUGAAGGCGGAACAUAUAUGUGGAAAACGAGCACUGUCACGAAUAAGACAUGUGUUUCCUUCUUCUUUCAUGUGAGCAACGAACAGAAUCGAAAACCGCAGGCUGGUUCUGCGUUCUUCAUUCAGUUCAUUACUCGGUAUCGGUAUGGAAAUGGAGGAAUGAGGAAACGGGUUACAACGGUUGCUAGAAGAUGGGUUGCUGGAAAAUCUCCCGAAAUCUCGUCGGGAUUCGAUCAAGAAACAGCUGCUUCGGUUAUGGCGCGGCUUGCGAUUAGCCGAGCAGAGGAGUGUUACGCGAGAGACGUUAUUCGAUGGUUAGAUGACGGCUUAAUCCGCUUUGCUUCACGGUUUGGAGAUUAUAUUCAAGAAGAUCCAUCUUCUUUCAGGUUGACUCCAAAUUUCUCGCUUUAUCCUCAAUUCAUGUUCUAUCUGAGGAGAUCACAGUUUCUUGACGUCUUCAACAAUUCCCCCGAUGAAACCGGUUUUUUCCGGUUAAUGUUAAACCGGGAAGGAGUGGUAAACUCGAUCAUCAUGAUUCAACCAACGCUUCUCCGGUAUUCAUUCGACGGACCGCCAGUUCCAGUCCUCCUCGAUAUCCGGUCAGUGACUCCAGACGUAAUUUUGCUAUUCGAUUCAUACUUCUACGUGGUUAUCCACCAUGGAUCAAAAAUCGCCCAAUGGAGGAAACUCGAGUAUCAUAAAGACCCAAGCCACGAGACUUUCCGGAACCUUCUGGAAGCACCUGAAAUCGAUGCGGCGCAGUUAGUGACUGAUAGGAUUCCAAUGCCACGGAUUGUACGGUGUGACCAGCACGGUAGUCAAGCUCGGUUCCUUCUUGCCAAGCUCAAUCCUUCUGUAACUCAGAAAACAGAUCAUACCGGUGGUUCAGAUAUUGUUCUCACUGAUGAUUUGAGUCUUCAAGAUUUCCUAGAAGAUUUGCAAUCUCUGGCAGUAAAAGGCGAUCGGCAAGAGAUGACGGUGGACGGUGACGGAACUGUUGGAGGCGGAGAUAAUCAACCACCGAUUACUACUGCGGCGGCGACAACAGAGAUGCCUAUCCCGAGGCUGAGUCUUCUUCCUAACAACGAUCACAUUUCUGAUAACUACGAAGAUCUGGAACUGGAAUUUACCUCUUCCGCAUUAAGAUCGCUAGAGAAGUACUUACCGAUGGAUAAGCUCACAGCGGACAGAGAAGAGAAGGCUAAAUUCAUGUCAGACAUUUUGCGCAAGUACAUUUCCCGCAAAAAGUGUUCCAAAGCUAAACGGUACAAGAACUAUAGGGAGAGGAUAAUAUCCAAUUAUCAGCCACGUUUCAGGGAGUUGUAUAAACUUGAUCCCGAAUCGUUUUUGCUUCCUACUUUCCGGAAGGCGAUCAGCGAAAACACUGAGGAAAGCUUCAGACGUAUCAUUUCUGAACCGUUUCCUGGUGUUUUCGUCUUUGAAAUGUUUCAGCCUGACUUCUUUGAGAAAUUGCUAGCUGAGGUAGAGAAUUUCAGAAAGUGGGCUCAUGAGACAAAGUUGAAGAUCAUGAGACCAAACAAAAUGAUAUUCUUCCCUAAAGAGUGUGGAGCAAUGUUUGACUUUCAACGUGGAUUUUUUAUUGAAAAUGGUGAAGAUAGGGAUGCUGAAUUAGGCUUACAUGUGGAAGAUUCAGAAAUAACAUUGAAUGUUUGCUUAAGUAAACAAGGUGAGGGAGGGGAAAUAUUUUUCGAAGGGACACGAUGCAAGAAACAUAUGGAUAUAGAUCCAAAGCCAGAGGAACGUUUUGAUUACUGUCAUAUACCGGGUCAAGCUAUACUACACCGUGGCUACCACGUCCAUGGUGCCAGAGCAGCCACAAUAUCUGGUCGUCGGGCCAAUAUGAUUCUUUGGUGCAGAAACUCUUUGUUUAGGGAGAUGCAAACUUAUGAGAAGGAAUUCCGAGACUGGUGCGGUCAAUGCGUCCAUGAAAAGAAAGAAAAGGAAAGCCAGAGUCUUGCUGCCAAAAGAAAGGAGAUGAUUAGGAUAAUAGAGUGAAGCCGAAGCUCGAUGAAAAACUGAAGUUUAUGCUUUGAAUUUUGACUCUUUACUUGAAAAAGAAAAACUGAGUAUAUGUAGAAUCAUUUGAUGUAAAUAGGUCUUUGCAUCUUCGAUUUUCUUACAUUACUAUGUACAUGAAAGUUACCGGUUAUACAUGUUAAAACCAGGAAAUAUUGGUAUGGGUAUUUUUUUCUCUCAACUUACUAAAUAUAGUAGCACGAGAGUU